Messenger RNA from Salvelinus namaycush (lake trout), 8199 nucleotides. RefSeq names its product piezo-type mechanosensitive ion channel component 2-like. The record is from RefSeq and is a predicted model, not a curated record. The transcript is spliced from 51 exons. The coding region runs from base 1 to 7836 and encodes 2611 amino acids. Lineage: Eukaryota; Metazoa; Chordata; Actinopteri; Salmoniformes; Salmonidae.
AUGGCGGGGGAUAUUGUGGUGGGGAUUCUCUAUAACUUAGUAUUACCUCUUCUUCUGCUUGCAGGAAAAACAGGGAAGUUCCUGCAGCUCAUCUGUUCCACCAGCGUGACGUUUCUGGCUCUCCAGUGUUUCAUGCAGAUCACUUUUGCCUACGUACCUCAGAACGAGAACGAAUAUUGGGAAAAUGUUCUCUACCAUUUGGGCAUUGUACGGUUCAGUUUGGUGGAUGCAGGGAACACUUUGCGUCUCUUAGCCCCUGAUCUGGGGCUCUUCCUGUCUGGGCUCAUCAUACUCUGCCUGGUCAGGAAGCUGCUGUGCCCCGCGCCACAACUUAAUGUCCACGAGAACUGCAUCAAACCCUCUGACCCUGAGGAUGUGGAGAUGUCCGACUCAGAGUCUGAAGUCGAAAGUGAUGUCACAGAUGGCUUGUCCUGUGACAGCUCAGACGAAAUCACAGCGGCGCCGGUAACCCCUCCUCAGUUUGUCCAGAAGUUCAUUGCAUUUGCCCUUGGACUGCGCCUCUUGCUGUCCGCCAUCAUGAGCACAGCAGGGAAAGUAGUGGUCACCGUACUACUGGGGCUGGCAGGCAUCGCCCUACCCUCCCUGACUUCGGCAGUGUAUUUCGGGACGUUCCUAGGCCUGGUGUGGUGGUGGGUGUUUCUCCGCUCCCUCAGCCUGCUGUUUUUCAGUACCCUCUGUGUGAUGAUGGCUAUAUUCAGCGCUGGUCACCUGCUGAGCCUCUACCUGUACCAGCUGCCCCUGGCCCAACAGAUCGUACCCCCACAGGACAUCUACGCCAGGCUGUUUGGUAUGACAGCGUUCAUCCGGACCAAUGAGACUGAGCCAUACAGUCUGGGUCUGCAGGCAGAUGUCAGCUGGCCUGUCUUCAUCAACCCCAUGGUGCUGCUGCUCCUCUAUUACACAAUGGUGUCUUUGCUGCACAAGUGGGUCUACAUCACUGAAGAAGAGGAUACUCUGGUGAAGUCUGAGAGUCCAGUAGAAAUCCCUGAGGAUCCCCCCAGCUUCUCCAAGAUCUUAUUCAUCUCAGGAGACCGACUGGAGCUACUGACCAGUACGGAUGAGGAAACUUACAUGCCAGAUGAGGAGGUGCAGGAGGGGAUGAGUGAGGUGUCUAUGAGGGAGAGGAGGAGUGAGGUGUCUAUGAGGGAGGGGAUGAGUGAGGUGUCUAUGAGGGAGGAGAGGAGUGAGGUGUCUAUGAGUGAGGGGAGGAGUGAGGUGUCUAUGAGGGAGGGGAGGAGUGAGUUGUCUAUGAGGGAGGGGAGGAGUGAGGUGUCUAUGAGCGAGGAAGAGAAUGGCCCCAGUGGACUGGCUGUGUUUGGCCUGUUCAUCAUGAAGCACAGCUACAUCAGCGCACUCAUCAUCAUGAUGGUGUGGAGCAUCACCUAUAACAGCUGGCUGACGUUCGCCCUGCUGGUGUGGUCGUGUGUGAUCUGGAUGAUGCGUGACCGCCGGCGCUACGCCAUGAUGAGCGCUCCCUUCCUGGCGGUGUACGGCACCUUGCUGUUGCUGCUCGCCUUCCUAAGCGGCCUGAGGCUGCGGCGGGAUGAACUGUACCCUGGCCUGCCACAUGCCGUGCUGGUGGACUUUGACAUGGCCAUCUACCCAGCACCCUGCAUCCACCUGGGAGGCAAGGUGUUGUACACCUUCAGCUUUUGGCUGCUGUUCCGCCAACAACAGAAGGAGAAACAGGAAGAGCAGGAUCUCAAGGAGUCUGACGAGUCUCUGGAGGAAGUGAAAGUACUCCCACCGGAUGAAGGGGAAACCUCUCCCAUAAUGGAGAUGCUGGGUUCAGCGGUCAAAGGAACCCUGGUGAAGUACUGGAUCCUGUUCUGUUGCUACAUGUUCUUUGUGGUCAGCUUCUCUGGGAAGGUGAUGGUCUACAAGAUCCUCUACAUCGUGCUGUUCCUCUUCUGUGUCGUCCUCUACCAGAUCCGUUGUGACGUGUGGAGGCGAGUGCUGAAGUACUUCUGGGCGGUGGUGGUGGGCUACUCCAUGGUGGUCCUGAUUGCCAUCUACAUGUACCAGUUCAAGACCAUUUCUGGCCUGUUCAGACAGAUCAUGGGCAUGUCUGAGGAAGGUCUGCGUGAUCUCGGGUUGGAGCAAUAUGAUACUGUGGAGCUGUUUGCUCGGAUCCUCCUCCCUGCAACCUUCCUAUUGGCCUGCAUCCUGCAGCUUCACUACUUCAACCAGGACUUCCUGGAUCUCACCAACCUGGACAACGUACCUGUCCACCAUGGACCAACCAGAGAGGAGGAGCUGAGGAACUCAGUCAAUGUGAUAGCUGACAUGAUGGCGAAGGAGCAGAGUGAGCAGACGAGUGGGGAGUCGGAACGUGUGGGGAUACAGGACACGUUGGAGAAUGAUGGACUCUCUGCCUCAUCAGAGAAACCUGAGGAGGAGCAGGAAGGAACAGUUCCCCCAGAGGAGCGUCUGACCCAGUGGGGGUUGAUAGUGGACCGGGCCAGCCUGCUGCUGUUCCAGGCUCUGGCUAUCUUCCAGCGGGCUCAGGAGAUGGGCUGGAGGCUGCUGGAGGUUCACAGCCUCAAGAUUGUUUCCACUGGCAUCAUCUGGGUGUCCCUACAAGAGGUGUCCCUGAUGAACUUCAUGUUCCUGGUUCUGUGGACCUUCGCCCUGCCCUUCCCCCGGCUCCGCCCCAUCGCCUCCAGUGUGUCCUCGGUCUGGGCCUGUGUCAUGGUGGUGUGUAAGAUGCUGUACCAGCUCAAGGUCAUCAAACCUUUGGAGUACUCCUCCAACUGCACUGCUAGCCUUGUGUCAGCUAAUGGGACAGGGCUGGAGGGGAACAUGGCAGAGCUGCUGAGGAGGUCUGUGCUGUAUGUUAAGCCUGUUGACCCAGCCAUAUGGUGUGGAGCGCUGCGCAAGUGUGAAGACAGGAUCCUGCCCUGUCUCAGCAACCACCUGAUGGUGCUGGGGCUGCUGGUGUUUGAGGUGACGGUCUCUAGACACCAGCUCUACUACCGUCUUCACAACAACCUCAAGGUCCCCACCUUCAGCAUUAUCUUCCAGGGCAUCACACGCCAGCACCUGGACCAUGGCAUCCUGCCCUGCAUCAAAUACUUCAUCAACUACUUCUUCUACAAGUUUGGCCUGGAGGUGUGCUUUGUGGUGGCGGUGAAUGUGAUUGGCCAGCGGAUGGAUUUCUACUCGCUGCUGCACUCCUGUGCUCUGAUGGCCGUUCUAUCACGACGACGCAGGAAGGCCAUGGGGGAAGUGUGGCCUAAGUACUGCUGCUUCACUGCAAGCCUCAUGGUGCUGCAGUACCUGCUCUGUAUCGGCAUCCCUCCCGCUCUCUGUGUCGAUUAUCCAUGGAGGACCUCCAGUCAGGCUUUGACCUCCAACCUCAUCAAGUGGCUUUACCUGCCUGACUUUGCCAUGCGUCCCGCCCCUUCCUUCAUCCUCUACGACCACCUCCUGCUGCUGUGCUCCACGCUGCAGUGGCAGGUGUUUGAGGAGGAGAACCGGGCCGCCGUGCGCCUCAUGGCAGGGGAGAACGUGGAGAUCAGCCGCAGCCUGGACCCGCGUUCUUUCAACCAGUACAUUCCCGUCAACAACUUCCUCCAAUGCAGGUCCUACCUGGACAUCGCCAAGGUUUUUGUGUUCAGCUACUUCUUCUGGCUAGUGCUGUGCCUCAUCUUCAUCACGGGCACCACCCGCAUCAACAUAUUCUGCCUCGGCUACCUGGUAGCCUGCUUCUACUUCAUGCUGUUUGGAGGAAGCCUGCUAAUGAAGCCCGUACGAAACAUCCUCAGGCUCUGGGACUGCCUCAUCGGAUACACUUGCUUCGUCAUUGGCAUGAAGAACCUGCUAUCUCUUGGCUCGUGUGCUUAUCUGGACAGCCUGUUGAAGAAUGGCUGCUGGCUCAUUCAGGCCUUCAGCAUGGUCUGUACAGUCAAAGGCUAUGAUGUCUCUGCUCCUGAUGAUGAGUGUGAGCUGCCGGAGGGGGAGGCGGGCAUCGUGUGGGAUGCGAUCUGCUUCACCGUGCUCUUGGCUCAGAGAAGGGUUUUCCUCAGCUACUACUUCCUGUAUGUGGUGUCUGACCUCAGGGCCUCCAAGAUCCUGGCCUCCAGGGGUGCUGAGCUCUUUGAAGUCAAGGUGAAGAAACUGGUUGCUGCCAGACUGGAGAUGGAGAGGAAGUCUGUGGCGACGCUGAAGAAGCAGAUGGAGAAGAUCAAAUCCAAACAUAAGAGUAAGCCUGGCCAGGGAGACGCAGCAAUGCCCCCUGCUGAUAUCGUGCCAAAGGGUGAGAGUGAGAAGGCUGUGAACGAUCAGGGGAAAUGGUGGAAACCAUGGGUCUCACGGCCUGGCGUUGAGAACAACUGUGGCUACCAUCUUUUUGAGAGUGACAGUGAAGAGGAAGAGGAGGAAGUCCAGGAAAAGGAAGAGGAAGAGGCUCCACUAAAGAAGAAAUCUGCUUUUCAGAUAGCCUAUGAGGCAUGGGCCACAAGCUCCAAAGCAGCCCUGGAUUUGCACAAAAAAGAAGAGAACAAGAUGAAAAAUGAGGAGAAGAGGAGGGCAAAGAGAGAGCUGCAAAGACAGCAAGGCAUUGAGAGAGCCGAGUCUCAGGAGUUGGACGAGUUGGAGGUGGAAGAGAGUGAUGAAGAGGAGGAGAAAGAAAAUAUAUUUCAGAGGAUCAUCUACUCACUCAAGUUUUUAUGGGUGUUUAUCCUGUCCCUUUUGGAUGACAUCACUGAGGGCCUUAACUCUUUCUGCAAAGAUAACCAGGACAUCACCAAAGUGCUGCGCUUUGAGAGGGCUCUUCUAGGCCAGCAACAGAAAAAGGGGAAAGAAGUGUCACAGGAGAGCGUGACGCGCUUCUAUGAGAACUGGAUGUCUAGGCAGAACACUCUGGCCUCGCUGGAAGAACAAGAUGACAUAGUUCUCCCCAUCUCCUCCCCACCACCUGUACCCUCAUCACCGCGAGGUUACUCAAAGCUGAAACACGCCCAUUCCAAAAUCUCCUGGGGUAGCAGCUUGUCCAGCUGCGUGACGGAUGAGACCCUGCUGGGGUCUCGACAGCCCACUCUGGAUGAGCUGGAUGACCCUCCUCUACUCCAGCCAACUGCCGAGCAACUCAGACGGAAACUACUGAAAACUGCCAACCUGGACCUUGGCUCAUUUGACAGCGAAUGUGAUGAGAAGUGCGAAGAUUUCCCAGACUCCCCCCGGCCUCUGAGCGAGACCAGGAACAUCACGGCUAGUGAGCUGCUGCUCAACAACAUGUUUGAUAACGAGGAAAUUGAAGAGUCUGAUAAGUUUUUCCAGUCUCUCCCGAGGCACCUGAGACUGGUGUUUGCCCUGUACAACACCAUGGUGUCGAAGUCAGAGAUGCUGUGCUACUUCGUGAUCAUCCUGAACCACAUGGUGUCUGCCUCCCUGCUCAGCCUGAUCCUGCCCAUCCUUAUCUUCCUCUGGGCCAUGCUGUCUGUGCCACGCCCAACCAAGCGCUUCUGGAUGACUGCCAUCAUCUACACAGAGCUGAUUGUGGUGGUCAAGUAUUUUUUCCAGUUUGGCUUUUUCCCCUGGACUACCUCGGUCUACCGAGGCAUCAAUGCAGACCGGCCCUUUGCUCUGCCCAACAUCAUUGGGGUAGAGAAGAAAUAUGGCUAUGUUCUCUUUGACUUGAUACAAAUGCUGGCUCUGUUCUUCCAUCGCUCCAUUCUGAAGUGCCACGGUCUUUGGGAUAACAAAGAGGUGGAGAUGCCGGACUUCUUCAAGAAGUUAAAGAAGAAGACGGAGAAGAUUAAGAUGAGUGGAGGAGAAAAAAAAGGGGACGAGCCGAAGCAAAGACUGCCCUGCCUCCCUCUCCCGGCCUCGACUGCGUCCUUGUUUUGCAGAUGUGGAAAAGCCAACUCCACCGAGACAAACGGUGAUAUGCGGCUCACAAAGCGCCACUCCAAGAAGAAGAGGCACCACAAAGUUCCCCUGACCAGGAAGGAGAGCAUCAAAAAGCUGAUUAGAGAAAGGAUGCUGGAGGCUAAAGCUGCUAUCAUUGAAGUUGCCCUGCAUAUAUACCUACCCAUCAGGCAGUUCUUCUAUGACAUAAUUCACCCAGAGUGCAGCCCAGUGUGUGACGUCUACGCUCUCAUGUUUCUGAUUGACGUGGUCAACUUCAUUGUCAUCAUAUUUGGAUACUGGGCGUUUGGGAAACACAGUGCUGGUGCUGACAUCACAGAUGCUCUUGGGGAGGACCAGGUCCCAUCGGCCUUCCUGGUCAUGCUGCUCAUCCAGUUUGGCACCAUGAUAGUGGACCGCGCUCUGUACCUCCGCAAAACCCUAAUGGGAAAAUGUGUCUUCCAAGUGGUGCUGGUGUUUGGUAUCCACUUUUGGAUGUUUUUCAUACUCCCUGGGGUGACUGAGAGGAGGUUCAACAUGAACCAGGUGGCACAGUUGUGGUACUUUGUGAAGUGCAUCUACUUUGGCCUCUCGGCCUACCAGAUCAAGUGUGGCUACCCAAAUGGUGUGCUGGGAAACUUCCUGACCAAGAACUACAACUACCUCAACCUAUUCCUUUUUCAAGGGUUCCGCCUGGUUCCGUUCCUCAUAGAGCUGCGUGCCGUGAUGGACUGGGUCUGGACCGACACCACCCUCAGCCUGGGCAGCUGGAUCUGUGUCGAGGACAUUUAUGCCAACAUCUUCAUACUCAAGUGCUGGAGGGAGUCGGAGAAGAAAUACCCACACAUCCCAGGGCAGAAGAAGAAAAUGGUGGUGAAGUAUGGAAUGGGUGGCUUCAUCAUAUUCUUCCUCAUCAGCGUCAUCUGGUUCCCCCUCCUCUUCAUGUCAUUGGUCAAGUCAGUGGCUGGAGUGACCAAUCAGCCUCUAGAUGUCUCUAUUCAGCUCAGCAUAGCAGGAUAUGAGCCACUGUUCACAAUGAGUGCCCAGGAGCAGAACCUGGUGCCAUACUCAGUUGCAGGCCUCAACCGGCUCAACAACCUCUAUGCCACUCACCCAUCAGCUAUGCAGUUCCUUGGGAACUACAUGGCUGAGGACAUUGUCAUUGCAAAGAUCAAGAGUGAUGCCAGUCUGCUGUGGAGCAUCAGCCCUGCCAGCCGUGACGCUAUGAUCCAUGAACUCAGCAACUCCACCCAUAUCUACAUCACCCUGCGAUGGGUACUACUCAGGAAUGCGUCUCUGUCGAUGAACGUGGAGACCGUGGGGGAACACACUGUGAAGUAUGAGGACCGGGCCCUGAGGGAUCAGAUAGUUCAGAUGCUUAAAGGGACACGCAGUGACUCUGUGAUCAUUGAGUCUCUCCUGCCCAAGUUCCUCAAAGGUUCCGGAGGACCUGUGUCCAAGAUGGCCACCCGUCUGAAAGUAGAACACUCGGAUCGGCCUGAGGACCUGCAGACUUUUGCUUUCUUCUGGCCCCUGUCCAUCAAACUACAGCGCGCAGAAGACAAUGGAAGUGCAGAGGGGGGUCAGUGGUGGAUUGUGGAGCAAUGCACUCCUGGACAGGGGCACAUCCAGAGCAGCUGCCACAAGCUUGAGAUAGUGGUGUUCAACGACAAAGUCAGUCCCCCCAGCCUGGAUGCUCUUGCAGGACAGGGAAUCGUGGGCCUGUACAUGUCUGUGGUGCUGGUCGUCGGGAAGUUUGUCAGGGAAUUCUUCAACGGGAUAUCCCGCUCCAUUAUGUUUGAGGAGCUGCCAUGUGUGGAUCGAGUGUUGAAGCUCUGCACGGACAUCUUUGUUGUGCGAGAGACUGGCGAGAUGGAGCUGGAGGAAACACUGUUUGAGAAGCUCAUCUUCCUGUAUCGCUCACCGGAGACCAUGAUCAAGAUUACCAGAGAGAAGAGCGACUAGAGAGCAUGAUGACAUUUGUUAUGAAGAGGACGAUUUGGCUUUUGGUUCUUAUCUGCGGUGUAUUCAUCACGCCGAUUCUGUUGCAAAAUGUUUGCAACAGAAACCGUUCACUCGAAACAGGGAGGGACCUACCUAAAUUUAAGAACCAAACAGCUUCCAUUGCAAGAUGUAAUGAAUACACCCCUGGAGUUGCACUUUUGAUUGUACAAUGCAUGCAUUUUUUCAGUGACUUAUGAUUUUACAACGUUAGACCAUAGGCCAAUCAGAAGUGUUCCUAAUGUUAAACAAUUUAAUUGAAGAUUAGUUGCAUCAUAGAUACAAAUCUCUUGUAUAAAGCUGAUAGAAAUACAUUAUGUAGAACAG